Molecule: messenger RNA, 1428 nt
Organism: Lachnellula hyalina
Lineage: Eukaryota; Fungi; Ascomycota; Leotiomycetes; Helotiales; Lachnaceae
Exons: 2
Coding region: 1-1428 (475 amino acids)
Source: RefSeq, a predicted model, not a curated record
AUGCAAAACUUUAGCAAUGAAGACGAAUUCCGGUGCUUCUGCUUCUACCGGGAAGAGGUGGCUCCCCAGUUAUCCUAUAUCAGCCAAUCUAUUUGGCAGACUUUGCUAUUGCAAGCUGGCCAAGACCAGGAUUUUGUACGCCAUGCUAUUAUUGCGAUUGGAGGUCUAAGUAGGUCGAUGAAAUUGAAAGAAUUGGAAAGGACGGGAGAGGAAAGUCCAUCUGAUCCCAAUGCUGCCUUCCUUUAUGAAUUUGCACUUCUGCAGUACAACCAAUUUUUGGCCGGGACAAAGACGCACAUAGCUGUCGCAAAGAGAGACCAAGGGAGACGAUUGGCAAUGAUUUCUUGCUUGCUGGUGGUGUGCAUCGAGUCUAUGCAACUACACCAUCAAAGUGCCCUGCUCCACUCCCAGCAGGGGUUCAAGCUCAUCGAGGAGCUGAAGAACGAUAAUGACACACCGGAUCACUGGAAUAGUGGCGGCAUAUCACCAUCUGCGCCCAAUAUCAUCGAAGACGAACUUUUGCAGCAAUUUGACCGCAUGGAGCUUCAGGUCCUGGCUCUAUAUGAUACACGAAUGGGAGAGCAGCAUCAGAUCCUCAAGGACGAGGGCAAUUCGUUUGUUAGGAAUAUGCCGGAGGCUUUUGUGAACAUUGACGAUGCUAGGCAGUACUUGGAACUAAUAAUGCGAAGAACGUUUCAUUUCAUGGCUUACGCACAAGCUGAUAAAUAUGCGCUCUUGAAUUUUAAAGAAGUUCAAGAGGAUGCUUACCCUAAGGAACUUUCUCGGGCACUUGUUAUCCUCGAUGGCCUGCAGGUUCAACAAGAGAUGUACGCGGCCGAGAAUAGACGCUGGAGUAAAGCAUUUGAAUCACUAUUUCGAUCCUCGCUGAAGGAUAUCAACCAUCUGGACGCAUUCCAAGUCCUCAUGAUGAAGAUUCAUUCGUUGAAUACCACGAUGCGUCUAAAUGGUCACCUUUCGUCUACCGAGCUUAUAUGGGAUUCCUUUGCUCCACAGAUGGAAAACCUCGUUGGGAUGUGCAGGACGGUGUUUAACCAUCCACACGCAGAUAUCGUUUUUGGUGAAGGAGUCUUUACUUUUGACAUGGGCCUGAUUUAUUCACUGCUCACAUCAGCGAUUCACUGCCGGGACCGGAGGAUUCGGCGAGACGCGCUCGAUUUGCUUGGUACGAGGCCUUGGAGAGAAGCUCAGUGGAUGAGUCUGCUGUGUGCGGAUGUGGCAAGGUUCAACAUGGAGACCGAGGAAGAUGGUGUUGGGACGGAGUAUAUUCCGGAGUGGGCCAGAGUUAGGUUGACUGGUCUGGAUAUCAUUGAAAAGGAAUGGAGGGGGACUCUGCACGGUAUUCGAGGCGUUGGCGAUUCCGCUGUUCAUAUACAGAGCGUGAGAAAUUGGUCUGGUAUGGGAGACUGA